AAAAGAGUCUAGACGUAGUUUGUAUUGAUUUCAAUACAAUAUUCUAAGCUCACAUACAGCAUUCCGAGGAAGAUGGUUGCAGUUGAUUUCAUAAACAAUCAUGGGAUUUUGUUGUUAUGUUGGACAAUUAUAGUCACAGAAGCGAUAAUGAGCCCGACACCUACAUGUAAUGAACGGAUUCAGAACGCUCAGAAUACACUGGAAUCACUGUCGACCCUUGAGGAAGAAUGUAAUGUUGAACUCGGCUAUCCAAGAGAAGAAACACCAGAUGAUGAACCCGAUAGGAUGUUAACAAUUAUAGAAGGUUUAAAGAACGCCAUUGAUCGCAUGACAAACUGCACAUGCGCAAGAAAGGAGAACGGUCACCAUGGCUAUACUGUUCGAUCGCAUUAUGAAGCAUUUGACUAUCCUGUGAUUUUCGUGGAUGAUGCUGUGCGCUGGAAGCUAUUUUGGUGGUUCAAGUCGAAUUCAACAUGGCCUGCACUGGUCAGCGAUGUCUUACAAGAUAAGUACGGGGACUGCGAUGUUGGUGCCCCUUACUGCUUCAGUCGCCUGCCAGAAGUCCUGCAAGAACGUGUAGCUGAGUUGCUCGCUGUAGAUUCCGAUGGAAACGUGUACAGAUGGAAGUUUGACCCUGAAAACAAUGUGGCCCAUGCGGUAUGGAGAGCGUUCCACGAUCACGAAUAUGUGAAAGUCACCAACGGAAACCCAUGGAAUCCGAAAGUAGUGAGCGGAACUGCACCAAAGGCAACACAAGAUAGUUUCCACUAUCGUAUGGAACAUGGUGUGGCGUCUUUACAAAUCGAUGACGACAACUGCGAUUGCAUGACGUCACUAAGUAUGGGCCACGGCAUGUGUGGGGACGGAUUUAGCACAACAUAUGGGCCAGAAAACGUGUUCGGCGUUGACUUGUUGUAUGAUCAUUAUUGUCAAACGCCUUCGCCUAAAAACGGUCUGCGCUUAUAUUUCCGAGAUGAUGACGACUGCAUCAAUGUCACGUGUCCACCUGGUCUGCAAUGUAAAGAUGGCGUGCAUUCUUACACAUGUCGAUAA
Molecule: messenger RNA, 1053 nt
Organism: Owenia fusiformis
Lineage: Eukaryota; Metazoa; Annelida; Polychaeta; Sabellida; Oweniidae
Source: the annotation of a GenBank genome assembly